ACAUAAGAGAUGUCAUUUAUAGUCUAUCUGUUUCUAUAUAUGGAAAGUUAAGAAAUUAUCAUAAUUAUCAUAUAAUAAGCAAAAAAUUGCAAUAGAAAAGAAAAAGGAGGGUUUGUAAUGAUUUUUAAAUCUUUUCUACUAGGUAAUUUAUUAUCUUCAUGCAUAAAGAUAAUAAAUUCGGUCGUUUUGGUCGGACUCUAUUAUGGAUUUCUGACUACAUUCUCCAUAGGGCCCUCUUAUCUCUUCCUUCUUCGAGCUCGGGCUAUGGAAGGAGGAACCGAGGAGGAGGUAGCAGCAACAACUGGUUUUAUUAUGGGACAGCUCUUGAUGUUCAUAUCGAUCUAUUAUGCGCCUCUGCAUCUAGCAUUGGGUAGACCUCAUACAAUAACUAUCCUAGUUCUACCCUAUCUUUUGUUUCAUUUCUUCUGGAACAAUCACAAAAACUUUUUUUAUUAUGGGUCUACUACCGGAAAUUCAAUGCGUAAUCUCAGCAUUCAAUGUGUAUUCCUGAAUAAUCUAAUUUUUCAAUUAUUCAACCAUUUUAUUUUACCAAGUUCAACGUUAGCCAGAUUAGUCAACAUUUAUCUGUUUCGAUGCAACAACAAGAUGUUAUUUGUAACAAGUAGUUUUAUUGGUUGGUUAAUUGGUUAUAUUUUCUUCAUGAAAUGGGUUAGAUUGGUAUUAUUCUGGAUACGUCAAAAUGUUUCUAUUCGAUCUAAAUCGAAUAGGUAUAAGUACGAGUACCUUAUGGCAGAAUUGAGAAAUUCUAUGGGUCGAAUCAUUAGUAUUCUCUUAUUUAUCACCUGUGUCUACUAUUUAGGCAGAAUGCCGUCGCCUAUUGUUACUAAUAAAAUAAACGAAAUGGAAGAAAGGAGAGAAAGUGAGGAAGAAAGCGAUGUAGAAACUACUUUCGAAAGGAAGGAGACUAAACAGGAACAAGCGGGAUCCACCAAAAAAAACCCUUCCCUUUAUUGGGAAGAAAAGGAGGAUCCGGACAAAAUAGAUCAAACGGAAGAGAUCCGAGUGGAAAAAACGUAUCCUUUUGAAAAAUCUCUUGUAACUUUUCUUUUCAAUUAUAAGCGGUGGAAUCGUCCAUCACGGUAUAUACAAAAUAAUCGACUUGCACGUUCUAUACGAAAUGAAAUGUCACAAUAUUUUUUUUAUACAUGUUUAAGUGAUGGAAAACAAACAAUAUCUUUUACAUAUCCACCUAGUUUAUUGAUUUUUUAAAAAAUGAUAGAACGUAAAAUUUCUUUGUACACGACAGAAAAAUUUAUCCAUGAAGACCUAUAUAAUUAUUGGGUUUCUA
Zingiber officinale is the source of this 1309-nucleotide messenger RNA. Its product is annotated as putative protein TIC 214 N-terminal part. Bases 118 to 1230 code for a protein of 370 amino acids. The transcript has a single exon. The record is from RefSeq and is a predicted model, not a curated record. NCBI's taxonomy places the organism in Eukaryota, Viridiplantae, Streptophyta, Magnoliopsida, Zingiberales, Zingiberaceae. Gene Ontology annotation, cellular component: membrane.